This is a messenger RNA of Saccoglossus kowalevskii, 3135 nucleotides long. It is a transcript of the gene akt3-like, whose product is annotated as v-akt murine thymoma viral oncogene homolog 3 (protein kinase B, gamma)-like. Lineage: Eukaryota; Metazoa; Hemichordata; Enteropneusta; Harrimaniidae. The record is from RefSeq and is a predicted model, not a curated record. Gene Ontology annotation, biological process: protein phosphorylation. Gene Ontology annotation, molecular function: protein serine/threonine kinase activity; ATP binding.
GUAAGAUUUGUAACAAGUUUUGUGACUUACUGGUCAUUCCCUUUCGGUGGAUAGGAGAACGAACAAGCCAAGGAACGUCAUCGCUACACUUAUAUGAAGGCGGAUUUAUUUUGACGGCAAUUAUCACGUAUUCAGUGUGCUAUCGGGCCCUCGGCUCCCGCUAUGUCAUCAGACGUAACACAGGUUGUAAAAGAAGGAUGGGUACAGAAACGAGGUGAAUAUAUAAAAAACUGGAGGCCUCGAUAUUUUGUACUAAAGUCUGAUGGCUCCUUCAUAGGAUUCAAAGAAAAACCCUCACAAAGUGAUGUAAAUGACCCCCUCAAUAACUUCUCUGUGGCAAAAUGUCAGCUGAUGGAAACCGAAAAACCCAAAUCGAACACAUUUAUUAUUCGCUGUUUACAAUGGACAUCUGUAAUAGAAAGGACAUUUCAUGUUGAUACUCCAGAAACAAGGAAAGAAUGGAUUGAGGCUAUUCAGUCAGUAGCGACUGCCAUCAAAGAAGACGAGGAACGAAAAAGUCAAGCAGCAGGCAGUGAUGAGGACGAUCAGUUACCUGAUCAAAAGCCGAAGAAAGUUACAUUGGAAGACUUUCAGUUUUUGAAGGUUUUAGGGAAAGGGACUUUUGGCAAGGUUAUUCUUGUCAGGGAAAAAACAGCCGGAAUGCACUAUGCCAUCAAGAUUUUAAAGAAAGAAGUUAUUGUGGCAAAGGAUGAAGUUGCGCAUACAUUGACAGAAAACAGAGUACUUCAAACAACAAGACAUCCAUUUCUUACAUCGCUGAAGUACUCAUUUCAAACAAAAGACAGACUGUGCUUCGUCAUGGAAUAUGUCAAUGGUGGUGAAUUGUUUUUCCACCUUUCAAGGGAAAGGGUGUUUUCUGAAGAACGUACUCGAUUUUAUGGCGCUGAAAUCGUCUCGGCUUUAGCGUAUCUUCAUUCCUGCAACGUAAUUUACAGAGAUUUAAAGUUGGAAAAUUUAUUGUUAGACAAAGAAGGUCAUAUUAAGAUCACAGAUUUUGGUUUGUGUAAAGAAGAAAUAUCUUAUGGAGAUACGACAAAAACAUUUUGUGGUACGCCAGAGUAUUUAGCUCCAGAGGUUUUAGAAGAUAAUGACUAUGGCCGUGCCGUUGAUUGGUGGGGUACCGGUGUUGUUAUGUAUGAAAUGAUGUGCGGCAGAUUACCUUUCUACAAUCGAGAUCAUGAAGUUUUAUUUGAGAAGAUACUUACAGAAGAUAUUAGGUUCCCUAAGAAUUUGUCAGAUCAUGGGAAAACCCUGUUGUCAGGGUUGUUAAUUAAAGAUCCCAAACUACGGCUCGGUGGUGGACCGGAAGAUGCUAAGGAAAUUAUGGAACAUAAAUUUUUUGAGUCAGUAGAUUGGGACGAACUUUAUAAUAAAAAGGUGACGCCACCAUUCAAACCAGAGGUGACGUCUGACACAGAUACUAGAUUUUUCGAUGCCGAGUUCACAGGAGAACCAGUAGAUCUCACACCUCCAAUAGAUAGUGUUUUGGACCCCAUUCAAGAGGAGCCGCCUCAUUUUGAGAAGUUUUCCUACUCGGCCGAGAAAGGAGUGUUAAAAAAGUGAAAGAACAAACUCUGAUAAACAUACUGUGAAUUGAAGAUAGCGACAGUGUGCACAUAGAUUCAUUGUACCAAACGCAUCACUUCACCUGGAAUGUAAAUAUUCCAUUGAGCUCACACACUGCAGCUAAAAAAAAAAAUAGUGUUUUAUAAUAAGAAGACUCAUCAGAAAUCUCUCAUUUUGUGUGCCAUUGAAGUCCGUCUAUAUAAUCAGUCAUUGUCUUGUCUAUAUUUUUUUUAAUUUGUAAAUCAUUCAUAGUUGAUAUUUUAAGCUUUGCAUCCAUUAGAUACGUACCAAGCCAGUGAUGGAGUGUCGUGCGAUGAAUAGGAAUUAUAUGUAUAAGUUGAUACAACUUAGUUUGUCCACCAUACUCUUUGACUGUAUUGCUCAACGAGAUAUGUAGUAUCCGUCUUGCCAUCGUUCAUGCCCAUAGAGCGCACAUAGUUUAUGAUGUAAAUUUUUAAGCGGAUUGUGUGUUUCUCUCCUUUCCCAACUUUUGUCGUUUGUAUGAAAAUACACGUGAAGAAUGCUUUGUGUGUUUCUCCCUUCAAAAACAAAACAAAACUUGUAGAGAGAUUAUCUUUUAUAAAAAUGGUGUUUAUUUUAUUUUUGUUUUUAUUUUAUCAGCAGUGUCACUUUUUCAACUUCAUAAUAUCUCGCUCACUCACUUGAGUGUUUCGUGCGAAAAAAAAAACAACACAACAACAUAGCAAUACAAAUUAGCUGCUUCUUGUUAAUGAAAAAUUACAUUACGUCUUUGUUGAGUUGUUGCACAUAGAUCUAUGUAUAUUCAAUGACAUACAGGUAGUUACAUUACAAAAUAUAUGAGGGACCCGGGGGAAAUAUGUUAUUAGUGAAAUAAAAGCUUUGAAAAAAGCAAUCCCUAAAACUGGGAAUAUAUUGACUUUUAGCAUGUUAACUGCAUUGUUUUAGAUGCUUAGCAAUUCAUACUCCUCAUAUACCUCUUGUUUUUGUUUAAUGUAUCAUGAACCAAUCACAGAUGAGGAUGUUUUAGCAGCAGUUGUGUAUACUUGGCUGUAAAUACAGGCGAGGGGGGGGGGGCUGAUUUUCGUUGUAGGGUGAGGGAGGGGGUACCAUGACUGGGAUACACAUUUACUGUAUUUAGAAAAGUAGUGGGUCAUAUUGUUGAUACGUGUCUCACAAAACUGAAUGUUCAUUUUUUUUUCCAUUUUUUUUUUUUAUGAAUGACUCUUGAAACGAUUAUUUUAAUUAAUGAAAUUGACAGUUUAUGUAAAUGCCAGAUGCAGUUAAUAGAAAAUCAACCUCCAUCAUUUUCAGCCAUGCUGAUCCACUUCGGUAAAUCUAAUUAUGAAAAAUAAAGCGAGAGCAUGUUUCGAUAUUAAUCCGUUUACAAAUUUGAAACAGCAUUUAUGUUAAAAAAAAAUUACUAAAUCUAAGCUGAUGAGAAAAGUUGAAUAAAAAAAAAGUUACCUGUAAAUUGUUGAUACUGUGUUUGACACUAUUAAGGAACUGUUGUGACCUCAUUAAUUAUGUAUAUAUAUAUAACUACCACCAUUAGAUGACACUUUCAAU